GUCAAGACGUCGGUUUACAAAAGUGUUGGCACUUGGCAAACCUGGGAGGGCAAACUAAUGAUUAUAACGCAGUGUCAAUUGGUUUUCUGCAAAAAUGAAUCCUAUUCUAGAGCCUCUGACAUUCCCCGACAAACAAGUCCAAGAAGAGUCGAAUGUUUCAACUCUAUGUGAAUGUCUGUUUUGCUCAGAAAUGUUUGAUUUGAAGUCAUCAAAUGAUCAAAUCCUUGCUCACUUCUUACUCACUCACAAAUUGGUUGUUGCCGACGUCAAGGAAAUUGUUGAUCUUAAAAGAUAUGUGGAUUACUGGAGACCAAAGUUUAGGGAAUGUGAUCCUAAAGCCUAUUGCUUUGUCAUGGAAGCAGAAAAUGAAAAAGGUGAAAAGGAGGAAUAUUUCAUGUUGGCACAUGAACUCCCAGAAGAUCAAAAUCUGCGAGAGAAACUGCAAAAAGAGAAAUUGAACCUUGUUUUAAAACAACAACAGAAAGAAAGAAAAGAUGAAGAGUUCUCACAUUCUUGUCUCUUCUGUCGUAAAAUUUUCACAGGAAACCGUAAAGUCCUGUUUGAUCACAUGAACUUUGAUCAUAACUUUAGUGUUGGGCUUCCAGACAACAUUGUAUUUGUUGAAGAAUUCUUAAAUUUGCUAGAUGAAAAGUUAGCCCAGAACAUCUGCCUAUACUGCGAGAAAACAUUCAAGGAUAGGACUGUGUUGAAGGAGCACAUGAGAAAGAAAAUCCACAAGAAAAUCAACCCACACAAUAAGGAAUAUGAUAAAUUUUACUUGGUGAACUACCUUGAGCCUGGAAAAUCAUGGAAGGAAAUAAUGGAUGAAUUUGAUGAAUACUGCCAAAAUGAAGAUUGGUCUGACUGGUUUGAGCCAGAGACUGAAGCAAUUUGCUUAUUCUGUGAUUUUCAAUCAAGUGCACCAGAUGUUUUAUCCCAACAUAUUGCAUCCCACAGUAACUUUGAUUUUCUGGGCCUGAAAAAGAGCUUUAGUAUCUAUCAGCAAAUUAAGAUUGUCAACUACGUCAGGAGACAAGUACAUGAAAAGAAAUGCAUACUUUGCGAUGAGCAGUUUGAAUCCCGUGAUAAACUGAGAGAGCACAUGCAAAACUUCAGUCACUUUAAACUUCCCGAUCGGGCAGUUUGGGAUCAGUCACAGUACUACUUUCCAACCUAUGAAAAUGAUGCUCUUCUUUGUUUGCUAGAAGAUACCAUUCCUGAUGAUUCUACUGAAACUGACCAAGUAACAGUGAUCCCUGAAGACACCAUCAUAAACCUUAAAGUGGUUGAAGAAGAAUUGCUAAAACUAGAGCUAAUUGUAAAAAAAUGAAUGAUUCUACAAAGCUGUAAAAAAGAUUGUAUUUCAAAUGAUCAUGAUGGAAUAAUGCAAACUUUAAUGGUGGAUUUGA
Messenger RNA from Daphnia pulicaria, 1409 nucleotides. Its product is annotated as zinc finger protein 277-like. The record is from RefSeq and is a predicted model, not a curated record. NCBI's taxonomy places the organism in Eukaryota, Metazoa, Arthropoda, Branchiopoda, Diplostraca, Daphniidae. The coding region runs from base 95 to 1330 and encodes 411 amino acids. The transcript has 5 exons.